UUUGAGAGCAAGAUGUGGAUGGAGCAUCUUCACAUAAGUGCUUGUGGCUAUUUGAGCACAGACACCCCCAACACACUUCAGAUGAGUCUUGUGAUAUACACAGGCCUCUCUCUUAUCCCCCUGUUACAAUAAGGGUUAAUAGCACAAGCUCAUCCCUAUUGUGUGACAAUCACCUGAGUGUGAGACAGGCAGAGACAGAGGAGAAGGAAAGAGCAGGGAGUGAGAGCAUCUCCCCAGCACUGCGAUCUCCCAGGCGGUGGGUUGUGAAUCACUGAAAGAAGGAGAGAGAGGGGAGAAGCCAAGAGCAACAGGAUGAAGAGGUACCAGGAACAGCAUCUGAAACAGCCCAUCAUACCGGACCUGCUAAUGAGUCCUAGUGAUCGCGAUGACACAGAACUGGAUAUAGAAUACCCAGAGGACAGAGGAAACUGGUCAGGGAAGCUAGAUUUUCUACUUUCCUGCAUUGGAUACUGCGUUGGUCUUGGGAAUGUUUGGAGAUUUCCAUAUAGAGCCUACACAAAUGGAGGAGGAGCCUUUCUUAUUCCUUACUUCAUCAUGCUGGCUAUAUGUGGCAUUCCUCUCUUCUUCAUGGAGUUGUCUCUUGGACAGUUCUCAAGCCUCGGGCCAUUGGCUGUUUGGAAGAUAAGCCCACUUUUUAAAGGUGUUGGGAUGGGCAUGCUACUAAUUGUGGCCCUGGUGGCCAUUUACUACAACAUGAUCAUAGCCUAUGUGCUAUUCUACCUCUUCGCCUCUCUGAGCAGCAACCUACCAUGGGAGCAUUGCGGCAAUUGGUGGAACACUGAUCUUUGCCUGGACCAUCAUGUUAUGCGGGCCAGCAACUCUGCCUUAACAAUCAAUAUAAGCAACACAGUUAGUCCCAGCGAGGAGUACUGGAGUCGCUAUGUCCUUCACAUACAAGGAAGCUCUGGCAUUGGGGAUCCAGGGCAAAUUCGCUGGAACUUGUGCUUGUGUCUUCUCCUCUCAUGGACCAUUGUGUAUCUCUGCAUCCUCAAGGGAGUGAAAUCUUCUGGCAAGGUUGUUUACUUCACGGCUACCUUCCCCUAUAUUAUAUUGGUGAUGCUGCUGAUUCGCGGAGUGACGUUGGAAGGUGCUUGGAUAGGAAUAAAGUUCUACCUCACCCCUCAGUUUGAGCACUUGCUGUCAUCAAAGGUGUGGAUUGAAGCAGCCUUACAGAUCUUUUAUUCCCUUGGAGUGGGAUUCGGGGGUCUUCUUACCUUUGCAUCCUAUAACACUUUUCAUCAAAACAUUUACAGGGACACAUUUAUUGUCACCCUUGGGAAUGCCUUCACAAGUAUCCUUGCUGGAUUUGCAAUCUUCUCAGUUCUGGGCUACAUGUCGCAAGAGCUUGGGGUCCCUGUUGACCAAGUUGCAAAAGCAGGUCCAGGGUUAGCCUUCGUUGUGUAUCCUCAAGCUAUGACAAUGCUUCCUCUAUCUCCAUUUUGGUCUUUCCUCUUCUUCUUUAUGCUUUUAACCCUUGGACUGGACAGUCAAUUUGCAUUCAUGGAGACUAUUGUGACUGCCAUCACUGAUGAAUUCCCUUACUACCUGAGGCCAAAGAAAGCUGUCUUCUCUGCAGUUAUCUGUAUCGUUUUAUUCUUGCUAGGACUAAUACUUACGACAGAUGGUGGGAUGUAUUGGUUGGUGCUGUUGGAUGAUUACAGUGCUGGAUUUGGCCUCCUUGUGAUAGUGAUUACCUUUAGCCUUUCGGUAUCUCGGGUUUAUGGUAUCAAGAAUUUUUGCAGAGAUAUUCAAAUGAUGCUUGGGUUCAAACCAGGAUUCUACUUCAAAGCUUGCUGGAUAUUUCUGUCACCAGUGACACUUAUUUGCCUGUUAGGCUACAGUAUUCUGAAAUAUCAGCCAUCGCAGUAUGGAACCUAUCAAUUUCCCCUCUGGUCUGAAGCGUUGGGAAUUCUAAUGGGGCUUCUCUCCUGCAUGAUGAUUCCAAUCGGAAUGCUGGUUGCCAUUUUAAAGGAAGAAGGGUCUCUCUGGGAGCGAAUACGGCAAGCAAGCAGACCCGCAAUGGACUGGGGCCCAUCUUUGGAAGAAAACAGGACAGGCAUGUAUGUGAAUACCCUAGCAGGAAGUCAGUCCCCCAAGCCUUUGAUGGUCCACAUGCGGAAAUACGGUGGCAUCACAAGUUAUGAAAACACAGCCAUUGAGGUGGAUAAAGAGAUUGAGGAGGAGUCCAUGAUGUGAUUGAACUAAAAAGAUGGAGGUGGAUUCUCUUCUGCAGGGCUUAGACAUGCUUCCAUUGCAUGGGACAUCGCUGUUCUUGUUCCAGUGUCCAAUGAGGAUCUUAAAAACGGAGGCCCUAAAUUACAAUGAUCGGUAGCUCUUUCUGUGGGACUGCAUACUGAGAUGUUUUUUGUGGAUGUCAUGUUAUUGGUAUUGUCUCACUCUUUGUGACUCUGUGUCUAUAUGCCUGUGUUUGGGAGACUGAUGGCUUGUUUUUGUUAAUGUACCUGGUGGAAAUAUUUUCAUACAGACUAUAGGCUAAUUGAUGGUUGUCAUUGGCAGGUUCCCUGCAAAGCAAAUCUUGGAGGUGUUUGAAAUAGAUUUUUGUUACACUAUUGUGUUUGCGGCCAUGAUGGUUUCUAGAGUUAAAGAAAUACAUUGUCAUAUAAUUUCUCUCUUUUUAAUUUCGUAAAUUCAUUUAAUUUAUUUUUGUAAACAGGGUUAAAUAUGGCUGCUUCAUACGAGAGCCAAUUUCCGUAAAAGUAAAUAUAUUUUUUAAAAAGAA
Xenopus laevis (African clawed frog) is the source of this 2761-nucleotide messenger RNA. RefSeq names its product solute carrier family 6 member 7 S homeolog (gene slc6a7.S). The transcript is spliced from 14 exons. NCBI's taxonomy places the organism in Eukaryota, Metazoa, Chordata, Amphibia, Anura, Pipidae. The coding region runs from base 313 to 2217 and encodes 634 amino acids. The record is from RefSeq and is a predicted model, not a curated record.